UCCGAUAUAUUUGCAGGUGUCGUGCAGACGCACAACACUGGUCAAAUUGAAGGCGUCUGCAGUAAAAUCAUGGAAGGUGAAAAUGAUAUCGUUGGUGUGGCGGGCUAUUUAUUAACUGAAUUCGGUAAUAGUUCUUGCAAUCAACUAAGCUAUAAAUCAAUUAUAGCCAGUUUGCUAGACUCCAGCUACACUGGCGACAUAAUGCGACAAUGGAUCUACCAGACCUGCAAUGAGUACGGUUGGUAUCAGACUUCCGGCUCCCAAAAUCAGCCAUUUGGCACUAAAUUCCCUGUGACGCUUUAUAUCCAAAUGUGUCAGGACCUCUAUGGCGAGCAGUUUACCAACGAGUUCAUAAACAACCAGGUAGCUGCCACCAAUGAAUUAUUCGGUGGCCUUGAACCAAAUGUGGAGAAUGUCUACUUUACACAUGGUCAAUUGGAUCCGUGGCGUGCGAUGGGCAUACAUGAUGAAGAGCAGGCGACGAUUCUACCGCUCUAUGCCCACUGCAAGGACUUUGGCUCGAUAAGCGACAGUGAUACUGCCGAGUUGCGCGCUUCCAAGCUUAAAAUAGCCGAAUUGGUACGUAAAUGGCUGGGUGUUGAUAAUGCCAAUAAUAAAACGGAAAGUUAUGCAGGAUAUACCCCGAUGCACCCAGUGUAUGAAGAAGAUUCGCCAGGUGACACCAACAUCCCCUUCACAUAUCCACUCAAUCCAACUGAACUAAUACCCUUCUCCCUCUGGUCCGACCCCAUCGAAACCGAACAUUUUCCUGGACUACGAUUAUCCAUAAUACAAAUCCUCAACGGCAAUACUAUAAGAAUCUUAUGUAUGGUCGGCAGAGUACUGAACUCUCUUGUUCAAUGUUUAAGGCGCAAGGAUAUUGCAAUAACCAAACAACAACAAAAAUAUUCGAAUGCUUAUCGUACGGAAACUAGUAAGGCCGAUAGCUACACUAAAUGUUAA
Molecule: messenger RNA, 963 nt
Organism: Rhagoletis pomonella (apple maggot)
Lineage: Eukaryota; Metazoa; Arthropoda; Insecta; Diptera; Tephritidae
Exons: 6
Biological process (GO): proteolysis
Molecular function (GO): dipeptidyl-peptidase activity; serine-type exopeptidase activity
Source: RefSeq, a predicted model, not a curated record